CCUUUUCCCCCUCCACUCUCGGCCACCUGAGCGACUGCCAAUCAGUGGAGCGAGAAGCAGGAUUGGAUUUAUAGGAGGAGAAAGUCGCCGGGGAGCCCCCUCUCCCUCCCCCAGCUCCUCCCCCGCCCUCCCUUGGGCCCUGGGAAGGGGCGCAGCGUGGGAAAGGGAUGGUUGAGUUUUAACCAGAGGGCAAGUGCUAGGGGGGAUCAGUGUGUGUGUGUGUGUGUGUGUGUGCAGCUUGAGCAGCGGAGCGCACUGAGGCGCCGCCGCCUCCCGGGUUAACUCCUCCCUGCCCGCCCGUCUUCCCCUCCUGUGCGUGCCGCUGCUGGUGCCUGCUGCGAGCGCCAGCAUGAAGCGUGCGCACCCCGACUACAGCUCCUCUGAUAGCGAGCUGGACGAAACCAUAGAAGUGGAGAAGGAGAGCGCCGAUGAGAAUGGAAACUUGAGUUCCGCUCCUGGUUCCAUGUCCCCAUCAACCUCUUCCCAGAUACUGGCUAGGAAACGUCGCAGAGGCAUCAUUGAGAAACGCCGGCGAGAUCGAAUCAAUAACAGUUUGUCGGAGCUGAGGAGAUUGGUACCCAGUGCUUUUGAAAAGCAGGGAUCUGCUAAACUAGAAAAAGCAGAAAUUCUGCAGAUGACUGUGGAUCACCUCAAAAUGUUGCAUUCAGCAGGGGGAAAAGGCUAUUUUGAUGCUCAUGCUCUUGCCAUGGACUACCGGAGUUUAGGAUUUAGAGAAUGCCUGGCUGAAGUUGCCCGGUACCUUAGUAUCAUUGAAGGGCUGGACACUUCUGAUCCUCUCCGGGUUCGACUGGUGUCUCAUCUCAACAAUUACGCCUCUCAGCGGGAAGCUGCCAAUAGUGCACACACAGGCAUUGGACAUAUUCCCUGGGGCAGUGCCUUCGGACAUCCCCCCCACAUCUCCCAUCCCUUGCUGCUGCCGCCGCCCCCGCCCCAGAAUGGCCACAGCUCCAGCAGCAGCACUCCAGCGUCUUCCACAGAACCGCACCACCAGGGGAGAAUGACAGCGUCCCACGCCGACACCACUUCCUUGAGAGUGCCCCCUAACGGCAGCCUUGGACCCGUGCUCCCUGUGGUGACUGCCUCUUCCAAACUCUCUCCUCCUCUGCUCUCUUCCAUGGCAUCCCUAUCUGCGUUCCCCUUCUCCUUUGGUUCCUUCCACUUAUUGUCCCCGAAUUCACUGAGCCCUUCUGCACCAACACAGGCGACAAACCUUGGCAAGCCUUAUAGACCCUGGGGGACUGAGAUUGGAGCUUUUUAAAGAACUAAAGUUUUAGGAGGGAUGGGGCAAAGCUUAAAAAUCCAGCUGAGCUGGAUUGUUGCCAACUUCACCUUAAGAUCAUAAGUGAAAGUGAAGGAAAAAGGUACAAUUUUAGGUAAAAUUCGUUUAAGAACCUAUAAAAAUUGGAUGGUUUUCUUCUCUUUUGGUUUUUACAUUUUGUAUUAGUUUUUUUUUUUUUUUUAAGUAGUUGUUAAACUUGUCCAAAAUAUUAAAUUGCAGUGGUGGGGAUAAACCAACAUCCUGUGAUGGAUUUGUGCUAAAUGUCUAAUCCAUUUUGUAAACAUGUAUUAUUAUUUCCAAAUUAUUCCACUUUUGCCUGAAAACUUUGGAGCUUUUAAUUUAGUAUUUUGUUAUUUUUUUUCUUGUUUAGAUACAACUUUUUAGAUUUUUUUUUUUUACAAACCACUAUGCUCAACAUUAACAUAAAUUCUGCUUGUGAAUAUUUUGACAGAUUAAGAUGUUCUAUAAAAAAUUACCACUUUUUUGGGAGGGGUAAUCUAUAUUCUGAGUUUUAUAUUCCUGAACAAAGCGUUGACAAAUCAGAACAAUUAGCUUCAUCCAAGAAAAGAAGAAUGGUCUGUGUUUCUCUUGUAGCAGAUGGGUGAAUUUUGUGGAUACUUAAUUUGGUUCCUUGAUCAAAUUGCUGUUGGAGUGUGGUGUGAUUGACAGCUUUCACCUAGGGAAUAACCACUCCUUGCCCAGCAGAAGUGUGAAAUUCAGGAUUUGGUGUCUUAGUGUAAACUAUAGAGGGUGGAAGAAGAGGCAACUGGGAGACUGAAGUUACAGAAUACAAGCUCUCACCAAUAUUAUGAAUGUCUUCGUUCUUCAAAUUCAUCUGAAACCAAUGGAUAAUUAUCCUGGUGUGCUAGCGGUUAUUCAUUCAAAUUAUCCUAUGGAAACAUUCAAUGUUUAAUCUUCUCUUCCCUACUCCUUUCCCUAUGUAUUCUUUUACCUGGAAAACUAUUAUCUGUCACUUUCUGGUGCAUAGAAAUUUGGUUAUUGAGGACUUUAAAAGGGCUCUUCUGCAUUCUUGUUAUGGUUUGUUAAUUUGGUUCCAUCUGUGAAACUAGCAUUUUAAACAGGUUCAUUUCUUUCAAAGGUAUAUUUUUAAAUGACCUCCACUGAAUUCGGUUUGAUCUCUGUUGUAUUGAUGUGUUGUGAUUAAAUAAAAAAAAAAAAGAAAGAAAA
Molecule: messenger RNA, 2488 nt
Organism: Antechinus flavipes (yellow-footed antechinus)
Lineage: Eukaryota; Metazoa; Chordata; Mammalia; Dasyuromorphia; Dasyuridae
Gene: HEY1
Product: hes related family bHLH transcription factor with YRPW motif 1
Exons: 5
Coding region: 350-1279 (309 amino acids)
Biological process (GO): anterior/posterior pattern specification; circulatory system development; negative regulation of neuron differentiation
Cellular component (GO): nucleus
Molecular function (GO): DNA-binding transcription factor activity, RNA polymerase II-specific; protein dimerization activity; RNA polymerase II cis-regulatory region sequence-specific DNA binding
Source: RefSeq, a predicted model, not a curated record